AUGUCUAAUGCACCUGAAAACAACAGCUACAAGAGGAAACUUGUUCGCUACAGAAAUAGCAACAGUAGUUUCCAGCAGCUGGUGUUGGUGGAGAACAGACUCAGUGAGCAGUACUUUUCUGCUCUGCAGAAGUUUGUGGUGUUUGACCUCGGCCUGACUUUGCUGCUGGUCAGCUGGCAGACGGAGGCCUCGCAGCUCAUCACUCAGAUCGUUCACGGGGGCGGCAAAGAGAACCCCUUCAAGAGGAGGAGCUCAUCUCGGCUGUUGGACCCGCUGGUCCUGGCUCUGGUGCAGCAUGUCUCCGGAGUCAGUAGGGUCAAAGCUGUGACCCUGCUGAAGCAAUUCUGCAACGCCGCCCCUGCAGAGCUGGAGCCCAUUGUGGGUCAGGCUGCAUUUCAGCAAAUCCACAGCUUCUUCCACAAACCCACGGCUGCUGGAACAUGAAGGCUCACCUCUGGACCUUUAUGUAACCAGGAAAGUUUGGAUUUUCUGGUAAUACAGUUACUCUUUGAUU
Messenger RNA from Centropristis striata (black sea bass), 514 nucleotides. Its product is annotated as Fanconi anemia core complex-associated protein 24-like. Gene Ontology annotation, molecular function: chromatin binding. Gene Ontology annotation, biological process: interstrand cross-link repair. The coding region runs from base 1 to 444 and encodes 147 amino acids. The record is from RefSeq and is a predicted model, not a curated record. Lineage: Eukaryota; Metazoa; Chordata; Actinopteri; Perciformes; Serranidae. The transcript has 3 exons. Gene Ontology annotation, cellular component: Fanconi anaemia nuclear complex.